This is a messenger RNA of Zingiber officinale, 7672 nucleotides long. RefSeq names its product ATP-dependent DNA helicase SRS2-like protein At4g25120. Bases 293 to 739 code for a protein of 148 amino acids. Gene Ontology annotation, cellular component: nucleus. Gene Ontology annotation, molecular function: DNA binding; 3'-5' DNA helicase activity; ATP binding. The transcript is spliced from 10 exons. The record is from RefSeq and is a predicted model, not a curated record. NCBI's taxonomy places the organism in Eukaryota, Viridiplantae, Streptophyta, Magnoliopsida, Zingiberales, Zingiberaceae. Gene Ontology annotation, biological process: recombinational repair.
CAAGGCCUUAAUAAUUCUUUGGAAUCGCGGCCAGCAGGCGAAGAGAGGAGAGAUUGAGGAAGACAGCGACGAUGAGCGGCGCCGGCUCUCCGGACUUCUUCUGAAGUUAAGCGCAACGCCUCGGUUACGUCACCUGAUCUUCCUUCCAGAUGUGCUCGCCCUCGCAUUUCUCCAGUUUGAACCCCUCUGCCGAGGAGUUCGUUCCCCCCUCCUUACUAUCGUCGGGUCUCUUGGCCAUGCUUAUUCUAUUCUGGACAGGAGCGCGAUCACGAGAAAGUACAGUUUGCUUGAGAUGCGUAAUAGGUUCGACAGAAUUCCAAUGGCUCAAUACGGAGAGUCUAUCAGGAGGUCUGUCUUUGUUUCUAAUCUUCACCAGAAGGCUAAGGCCUCUGGCAGAACAGCUGAAGACUGUGGUAUAAAUGGUGAUGAAACUGGUGCUUUGAUCCUUGAAAACUAUGACAAGAUUCUUAGCUCUUGCAACGCUUUGGAUUUUCAUGAUUUCAUUAGCUCAUCUGUGAAGUUACUUGCUGAUUUCCCUGAAGUGUACAAUGAGUGUUUGAGCACUUGGAAGGCAAUUGUUAUAGAUGAAUUUCAGGAUACAAGUUCAUUGCAGUAUGGCCUCUUAAGGAUUUUAGCUUCUCAUAAUCGUGUAAAAAUUAUUGGUGAUGAAGAUCAGUCCAUAUUCAGUUUUAAUGGUGCUGUCAAAGAAACUUUCCUACUGUCAAAGAGGUUAGAUUGAAGAAGAAUUACCGCUCUACCAAGUGCAUUGUUGAGGUAGUUUCUGCUCUCAUACUGAACAAUAAUAAACGUUGCUGUAUUAAACAAAUUGUGAUUGAUAAUUCCUGUGGAAGCAAGGUAUACUUGUUAUGUAAUAAGCAUAUUGAUGAAGAUAUACUUAAUAAGCUAUAAAAUGAGUGAUCAAAAUGGAGUGAAGCAUUUGGAGUCGUUUGUGAUAAUCAUGUCCUCAGACACUGAAAUUAAAGUUUUAUAAGAUUGUGAUUUGACUAGCGAUACUCUGUUGAGGAGUGUUGGGAUGUGGAAAAACAACAUAUUCAACAAGCUAUUAUAGCAGAGACGAGAAGGUUGAAAUGGAUGCGAGGAGUUCUUAAGAAUAAAUAAAGAGAUGAUAUAUACAUUGAUGCGGAUGCAGCUUGGGGCGUAGGAGUGAUUAGGGAGAAAGAGAGGGGCUGUUCAGUCUUUUGCAGGAUUAGGGCUUUGAGUUUAUAAGACGCACUGUUCAUUGAGAAGGAAGGGGGGAGAGGACUUUUUGGCUUCGUGCUGUAGUUUGGGGCCGCCGCCACCAUGAACAGAGGAAGGGACUUUUUCUUGGUCCCUCGCCGCCGUCGGCGGAUGGACGCCUCUCUCUCUCAUGCAUGCCACUGCCCUCCCUCGAUGAUGCCGCCUCCUCCUCCUUCAGGAGAUCCAAGUGCCCUGGCCGCGAGCCUUCAUCCUCCUCCUCCACCGUCGCCGGCGUCGCCACGCCCCCCUUCGACCUCAAUAACAACUGGAGGCCGAACCUCCUGCCACCUCUGCUUCCCCUUCCGUCGAGGAGUCAGCCUUGGACGGCGGCUCCCUUGGCGAGGAAUCUCGCGGACUUCGCCUCCUCGGCCUCCUUCUCCGCUGCGUUGAGACUGUCGCCGCUAACCAGCUCUCCGAGGGCCAUGAACUCCUGCCCGAGACCUCUGAGCUCGCCUCCCCUUUCGGCUCCUCCCCCGAGCGAGUAGCUGCCUACUUCGCCCGGCGCCCUCCGCGCUAAUAUCGUCAGUUGCGUCCUUAACGCUUACUCCCCGCUCGCUGCCACAGCCACCGAGCCCAGCGGCCAUUGCCGCCGCCGCUGCCCUCCGAUGCCACAUCCAUCGUUGGCCGACUCACGACCUCCAUGGCUGGUAUUGUGCUUUGUGUGUUGUGUUCCGGCAUCGAGCCGCUUAGUUAUUGGUAUUAUUCGGCCUGCGUGCCGUAUGUCGGCUUGCGAGCCGUUGUGGUAUUCUGGCCUAGGUGCCGUUGUCAUGUCUCGGCCUGCAUGCCGCCUUCUGGAUCCAUGUUGCACCAGAUUCCAUGUUGUCGCCCCCAGAUCCGACUCCUUAGCUGGUUCAUAUUCAUCUACUCAUUCGGGGCCAUGACGGCUCGAUCAGCAGCGCGACCAACUCACCGAUCCAUCCGAGGGCGCCCCUCCGGGGCGAGGUACGUCAUCGUACUCGUCUUGUAUUUAUUUAGUUCUAUCAUUAGUCAGCUACUUAUAUAUUCGUGGGACCCGCCUCGAGCAUCGGGGUACCAGAGACCGGGGCAAGUAGUGUUCACUAAAGGACAUCGGACGACUUGGUCAAUGCAGGAGACAGCCCAACAUCCGGGUCAUUGAGAUGCGGUCAACAUUCCAGACACGUCACACCGGCAGUAUUCAGGUUUCUAUUAAGGAAUGGCGCAACGAAGAUGCACAAUGUGCAUUUGUCAUUGACAAAAUUUUAGAGAUGACAUCACAUGACUCAAUGCUGACGUCUCCUUUGGCAAUGUUGCGAUUCUUUACCGGAGACAAGUCUCUGGAAAAGCAUCCCAAGCAUGUUUGCAAGACAGGAGAAUACCUUUUAAUACUCAUGGGGUUGCCUUUUAUCGGAAAAAGGGUGGCUUUCUGUUUUCGUGCAGAAUUUUUGCUUGCGCCUUAAUUAUAUUUGCAUCUUGUAAUUGCUUGUUAGGUCAUGGGAGCUGUGAGUGCUGGUCUCUUAACUUGCUCUACUAUUGAGUUUUGUUAUUUCAUGAGGAUAAUCUAGUUUAUGCUGUUACAUCUUCAUGCUGUUACAUCUUCGUUUUAGUGAUUAGGCUUUUACUUCUUAUCGUAUGCUUGUAGGUUAUUGCAACACAUGAUGAAGCUUCUUCAAGCAGUUAUUAACUCUAAGUAGGCUCAUCAGUUAGUAACAUCAUCUUAUUUUGCAGAAAUUAGCUAAGAUUGACAAGUUGUGUCAGUUGUAAUGCUAGAAUAAGAAUAGGUAUUCACUUUUCCAUUACAUUCCCUGCUAAAAGAAACAACACAUGAAUCAAGUUGACCAUAAAAAUUUAUUACUAGUUUCGAAAUAUCUUUGAGUUUUCUCUUCAUACUGCAAAUAUAUGCAUCCUGACUGCAUCUUAUAGAGUAAGUUGAUCUCUUAUCUCAUUAUUGGAAGCUCUCUUCUUGGGCCAUGGCAUGUGUAAUAUUGCCAUUGCAAGUGAAUUAGUAGGUAAACUUCAGAAUCCUAGGCUCUCUUGAAUGGGAUGAACUUAAUUACUUUGCCUUUUAUGUUUAUUAUUAUAAUUUUUGUGCUACUCCGAAAUUGUGUUAAUGAAGACAUUGCACAUCAGGUAACAAAAGCUAUUAUGGCAUUACUGAGAACAACAUUGCCUGAUUGUGAUGUUAGUCCAUUUCGGCUUUCCUUCAAGGCACUUUUUCCUGGUGAUUUGCAGUUGUCUUCAGUUUAGGCACUCAACUUCUCAAUUGAGCAACCUGAGUGACUAACAUGGUGACGUACAUGUUGUUGAUUAUGUUGAAAGGAUUUCCUCAGCAAGAAAAUGUAGCUUUUUGGCAUCUGCAAAAGACAUUUUUCAUGCAAAAGUUUCUUGUACUUUCAAAAGGUUUUUUGUUCUCGACCUCCUUUAUAUUCUUUAGACUUAAUUUUAUGAUUUGUAUAGUACAUGCUAUAUUUAUGAUCUUGUCAUUUUUAGUUGAGCUGAUAACAUUUUUUGCAAUUUAUUCCGGGGAAGGAGGUAUCUUCACUUCACUAGCAAGUUCCUUUGGCUAAUUUGGCAAGCUCUUAUUUUUUAUAUCUCUGCAUUUUUUUCAAUCACGUUGCUGUGCUAAUGGUUUAUGAGGAUCUAUACCACAAUCAUUGAAAGGAAUGCAUUGUGAAAUCAUAGUUAUGACAUCAUGCUCGUGAAGUCUUAGUUCCUCUUCCAUAGGAUUCUGUUGGUCUUAAGGUUAACUUCAUCAUGGGUUGAUAACUUGGAACUUUCAGCUGAGGUCUUUUUUAACUUGAUUAGUAGUAUAAUUCAGUGUUUUUAUGAUCCUGCAUAUAAUAAAAUUAUAUUUGUUCUCUAUAACAACUGCUUCCUCUUAAUUUGGAAAUAAUAUUUAGGUUGUUACAUAGUGGUUUGCUAUAUUUGGUCAAUGCCAUUUAAGUUGUCCAUAUAAGAGAUACAUAUGAUAUUUAUUUGACCUAUUCUCCUUCACCUACAAGAAAGAAGCAACUACAGUUUUCCCCCCUUAUUUCUGGAUGGGUGAUGUACAAUCAAUGAGUUGUCAAUGUUGUCCCUGUUGUUCCAAUUAACUUUGUGAUGAAAUUUGCUAAUUCCAUCGACAUCACAUGGAAGACCUUCAGAUUCAUGCCUCUGCUCAUCUACUAAUUAUUAUGUUAAUUGUUUUACUUACGUUGAACAUUCUAUGGUUCCAAUUCUUCCUGUGUUUUCGUUUACAAGGUCUCAACUUACUCAAGGAUGCAAAGUAUUAUUUUCACUUGAUAUGAUCUCCACGCUUGAAAGAAGAGUAAGAAAUAAUGAAUAUUGAUACUACUGCUUUGUUAUCUUGGUGUUUACUUUUACAAUGUUCUUAAUAUUUGUUCCUAGAUGAAAUUUCUAUCUUGGUUCUUAGCUGUAUGCGCCAACAGGAGUGUUUGGUUGGUAAAUAACCUUGGUUGGUAUUGCCGUUGAUGUAUUUCUAUUAAAAGGACUUGAUAAGAACAUCUUGAGAAGAGCCAUUUAUGAAAUUUUAGCUUAAAUAUCAUUCUUUCAGUCAUAUCAAACAAGGCAAAACAGGUAAUCAAAGAGCUAAGAGUGGGGUGUUUCAUCACAAACUUCUGUUCUAUUCACUCAUUUUUAUCAUCGAGCCAUGUUAAUUUCAACUGUUUGGGUUUUAGCUACAUGGAUCUUAUCUCCAUUGAAUAAAUUAUAUCACUAGUAACUUUGAGAUCUGUUAUUUGAUUUUUUAGUUCCUUAACUAUAGUCUUAGUCCCUGGUUUUCCUCUACUCCUUUAACCUUAACUCUGAUUGAGGAACCUGAAGAAUUUUAUAUGUAAUUGUGUGCCUUAGAAGCUGCGUGUACCAUCUUAACCUAUUUCAGCCACGCCUAGUAGCUUUCAAAUCAUCAUACUAUUCACUUGCCGUAUUAUUCUUAAUUAGGGUGACAUUAUAAUUUGUUAGUUCUUGUUUGAUGUAUCAACUUUUCUAUUUUAAUUCAUUUAUGUUAAGAGGUAGGUUAAUUUUUAUUCAUCAAAUAAGACUACAACCAAUGACUAUCUAACUUUUAGGCCUAACUAAUUAAUGGGAAAAAAAACUAUAGUUUUCAUAACAAUAAAAAAUCCUCUUCUUUUCUCAUUUUCACUUCUCUCUUUCGAUCACGUGAUUGCUUUCCAAGGCACAUCACGCCAUAUUCCAUUAUCCGUCUCUUAUAGUUCUUUGCCAACAGUUUUGUAGGUUUCUACCAAAUUUUCCUUUAGAAUGAUCAGUCUCUUUUAUUUUUAGUAUUGUUACUAGAAUUUUUAUUUAUUUAUUUAUUUAUGCGAUACCAAAAGGAAACAUCUUCAUGUUCCAAGGAACAUUACAAUUUGUCCUUUCUAUCUGAGAUGGUUCUCUUUAGUCAGUUUGGAUAGAGGAUUACUCAUUUCAGUUGAAACUUAGUAGUUAAUAUUUUAUAUAAUUCUUUUUCUUUGAUUAAUUUAUAAUUUGAUGCUAUCUUCAUCCUGUUUGGAAAGUUCAAUCUCAAUGGUCAUCUCUUCUGUAGCAAAUAUGUUACCUCAGGUUCAGUUUAAUAUCAUUUCCAAGAUUACUUUAGUUUUAUUUUUCUUGUAAUUCCUUUUCACUUAAUUAUUGGUAGGAACUGCUUUCUUUCUGAGGCAGUCUGUCCCCUUUGGAACUUGUGGCUAAAAUCUUGUCACAUUGCAUUGUAGUUUUUUCAUCACUGAAUACCAUCUAAUUUGACAUAGGUGACUCUGAAUUUGUUAUCAUGACCAUUACUGGAAUCUUUGUUUUAUUGGUCAUCAAUGUAUUUCUCACACUAUUGAUAGGACUUGGUGUCAAGAUAAGGUUGUUCUUUUGUGAUUCUUGGUGUUUAGGUUCUGUUAAAUAAAUUCCACUUUGCUUGCAAGGUUAAUGGCACGAGAUGUACAAAUAUUAAACUGUUACUCAUGGUUAACAGAUAUGAAAACAAGAACCUCAAACUUCAAACAGAUGUAGGUAGUUUUGCACACUUCAAACAAUUUUUACAUGGCAUCAAGUGGUUCAGUCAAUUGCCAAGUAUAUAUUAUUGAAGAAUAUGUGAUGAAUCUGUAUCAUGAUAUUUCUGGGAAGCAUUUAACCUUGUUGCUCUUGUCCUGAAUGGAGAAGAUUCUCACAUUUAGUGUAAUGUGGGGAUGCCUUGUGGUCAAGACCAAAAAGGAAAAAAAAAAAUUAAGAAUAUGCUAAUUUGUGUGUUUCUUACUAAUAUAACUUGAGUGUCAUUUGUUCAAAUAUUACAUAUCCAUAGAUGUUUUUGUUUUAUUUGUGAUGAAAAUAUAUGAAGCAAGUGUUGUAAUUGCAAUAUGGUAAACUUGACAAGCUUUUGCCAAUCUCUUUUUGAUGCAUGGUUUGAAAUUUGUACAGGGCGAUAGUCAAAACUUAUUGUUUUGAUAAAUUUCUAAAACUACGCAAAACUACUUGGCACAGGUAAUUUAUCUUGUGUUGUAUCAAUUAUAUUGACUUGUUUAAUGUCAUACUAACAUUCAACACCUCUUGACAUGUGACAAACUACAUCAAGUUGAAGUGAUGUUCGUAUGUUUUUUUAGCUUUUGUUCAUGCAAUAAAAUGUUAAAAUCGUACAAUUUUAUAGAGUUAGAAAUAUAGAUGUGUUAUUUUCUUAUUCUUCUUUUUCAUCUUCUUCCUCCCAAUUCUCCACCUACGUCUAAACAUAAAUACGGCCGAAUCACUAUCAUUCUAGUCAAAGUCUAAGGGAGUGCUUGGUUGAAGGGAAUGGAAAUGAGGAAUGGGAAAGGGAUUGAAAGUUAGUGUUUGGAAUGUUAAUAUUUGGAAUGGGAAUGGUGGGGCCCACGGAUUCAAACCCCCAAAUAUGGGAUUUGGCCAUUACCAAGUAAAAUGGGGGAAUGGGAAUGGUGGGGUCCACGGAUUCAAAACUCCUCAUUCCCAUUCUUACUUCAAUGAAUCUCAUUCCUAAUCCCAUUCUCUUCCACAAACCAAGCACCCCCUAAAACUCUAGUAUGGUUGUCGAGAUUUUGAACCUUGAUUGAAAUAAAUCUCGGAGUCAUCAUGUUAACAUUCAUAUAAAAAGCUGUCAUUUAAUUUUCUUUUGACGUGAUUUUGCUUGAAAAACGAGAUAUUUUAUGUUUUUCAGAAAUGUCUUCUUGAAAAACGUGCGAUAGUUGAUGCAGGUGGUGGGAAGUUCUUGAAUGAGGACAAUGACCUAAGAUCAGUAAGUGAUUUUGUUGCAUGUUAAUCUCUUGGUAUACAUUAAGGCUUAAGCUAUACAUUAUGCGACAGCUAAACCUUCCCAAUGAUUCUGCUAUUCAUUGAUUAGUGCAUUAUGGCAUUUAGCAUAAUCCAAUAUGUUGUAACUUGACUAUUUAGAAAGAUCUUGUUUAUCUAGUGAUUUUACAUGACGCAUGAUAAUCUUGACUGUUUGCAAUAUAUAAACAUGCUGCAUAUGUACAUAUGUAGCUUAUGUACU